This is a messenger RNA of Actinia tenebrosa (Australian red waratah sea anemone), 1416 nucleotides long. RefSeq lists its product as uncharacterized. Lineage: Eukaryota; Metazoa; Cnidaria; Anthozoa; Actiniaria; Actiniidae. The record is from RefSeq and is a predicted model, not a curated record.
AUGCCCAAGUUAACGUUCAUGGGAUACCUGCUGUCCCAGAAAGGCAUUGGAACCACUGAAGAAAGAGCCAAGGCAGUAAAGCAGUUCAGAGCUCCAAGCACUGCGUCGGAGGUAAGAAGUUUCUUAGGCCUUGUUAACUUUAGUGCACGCUUCAUACCUAACCUAGCGACCAUAGCUGAACCCCUGAGAAAGCUCACAAGAAAGGAGGUGCCUUUCAAAUCACUGAAGGAGAGUUUAGAAAAAUCAGAGAUUUUGUCAUAUUUUGACAAAAAUGCCAAGACAAAGGUUAUCACAGAUGCCAGACCAGUGGGUGUGGGUGCAGUCCUUGUCCAAGAAAAGGACGGGGUAGACAGAGCGACCUGCCCUGCAGCUUACAAGUCUGUCAGACAUGAACUCUGUGUUUGUGGACACUUGUUAUUGAGAGGAACCAGACUAGUCAUCCCAGCGAAAUUGAGGAAGCAAGUUGUAGAGCUAGGCCGUGAGGGACACCAAGGGACAGUAAAGACUAAGCAACGCUUAAGGUCCAAAGUAUGGUGGCCCGGACUUGACAAAGAUGCAGAAUCGAAGUGCAAGACAUGCUAUGAAUGUCAACUAGUCAGUUUACCAAGUCCACCAGAACCUGUCAAGACCACAAAGCUGCCGACCGAACCGUGGCAGGAUGUUGCAGCCGACCUGUUAGGCCCGAUGCCAACAGGGGAACACUUGUUAGUUGUUGUAGACUAUUUUACUCGUUUCUAUGAAGUUGUGAUUAUGAACUCUGUUACAGCUAACAGUAUUAUCAAAGCACUGGAACCUAUCUUCGCCAGAUAUGGUUAUCCGCUGUCGAUCAAAACUGAUAAUGGGCCCCAGUUUGUGGCAGAGACGUUUGAAACCUACUUAAAGCAGAAUGGUAUAGAGCACAGGAGGUCGACACCUUACUGGCCUCAAGCAAACGGGGAAGUGGAAAGACAAAACAGAAGCCUGCUGAAAGCUAUGAAGAUUGCCAAGUCUCAAGGAAAGGACUGGAGACAAGAAAUCAACACCUAUUUGUUAGCGUAUAGGACAACGCCUCACUCGACAACCGGAACAAGUCCAGCGGAGCUGAUGUUUGGGAGGAAGAUUCAUUCAAAGAUUCCCGAUAUUCGUCGCAUCAAUAGCGAAACGUACCAAGAAGUAAGAGAUAAGGAUGCCGAAAUGAAGCAGAAGAAUAAAGAUUACGUUGAUGUGAAGAGGCAUGCUAAGGAAAGUAGCAUUAAAGUCGGUGACAAGAUCCUCCUGGAGCAGACAAAACAGAAUAAGUUAAGCACUAACUAUGAACCUGUACCAUAUGAAGUCACUGGAAAAUUUGGAAACCAAGUUGUUGUUAAGUCUCAGGAUGGAGUUGAAUACAAGCGCAACACAUCACAAAUGAAGCUCCUAAGGGAACAAAGGAGGUAG